Ctenocephalides felis (cat flea) is the source of this 1682-nucleotide messenger RNA. RefSeq lists its product as uncharacterized. The transcript is spliced from 5 exons. NCBI's taxonomy places the organism in Eukaryota, Metazoa, Arthropoda, Insecta, Siphonaptera, Pulicidae. The coding region runs from base 222 to 1682 and encodes 486 amino acids. The record is from RefSeq and is a predicted model, not a curated record.
GAUAAGAUAAGUAACGAACAGAUGUGUUAAUCAUAGUGUUUGGUGAGAAUAUACAUAAAAUAAGUGCUGAUAGUGCAGUGUUUGAUUAUUGAGUUCAAGGAACGGAUGGAUAUUAAAUUGACGCUGGUGCUUUGAAUUAAUAUAUUUAAUUCAGCGAUGGUUAAGAAGUAAGGAUAAUUUUAUUUAAAACUGAGACCGAAAAAUCGGAUAUAAAAAACACGAUGGAUUGUGAUUCAUGUUCCGGAACUCCUCCGGAGUUUUUGCUACCACCUCCUCCACUACCGCCUUUUAUGGCCUUUGAUUUUAAGGAUUCUUUGUGUGCAGCAGACUUCCAAAAUGAAGACAUGUGUGCUAGUCUUAUGUAUUUGGAUUCUUCAUACCAUGCAAAUCUGUCUUCACGAAUUUCAACCAUAAUCGCAGUCUGCACUGGAGUUGUAGUCGUAUUUGCAAUUUUGGGAUUACUAGUCAUUGCCAAAUGUCGUCAAAACAUGGCAUUCAAGAAGAUGAAUUUAUACAAGAACCAAAGCAUGAUGCCAGCAGACCAAUGUGUCUACACCAAAAACAACAAUACAAAUGUGUCGAAUUAUUAUGAAGACAUCCACGAAGCACAACACAUUAUGUAUCACAACAUGACGGCUAUUCCCACAUAUCAUCGACCUAUAAUAAAGCCUGUGGCGAUCCAUUACUACCCAAAUAGCCUGCAUCGAGUAGACCGCAGACAACCCGCAUACAUUUGUCGGAGUGUCGCCAGAAAACCUCAAAAUCAUUAUGAAGACGAACCUCAGUAUCAGCUUAAUCGCCAACCACAAUUCCCAGAAAAUAUUCAGCCUGCGAAUGAUACACCGAGGUAUCAGGAUGCAGCAAACCAGGAGGAGUUCGAAGACAAUCCUGGACCGAUUUACGAAGAGUUGGAUGACAACAAUAAAGUCAACUAUGAGGAUAGUGAGAGCGGACAAAGAGAAAGUGAGGACGAUUUUGCUGAGGAUGAGCUCAGUUCUGUAGAAUAUAAAUAUCCUGUUAGUUACUACAUGUCAGAAACUCUGCCUUUGAAUCGUUCAAUCGCUUCCCAUCAAUAUCAUCAUCGACAGCCAGAAAAUCACGUACAGAACUCAAAUCCAAACUGUUGUCACGUAAACGCAUUCCAGAGAUACCCGAGUUCCCAGAACAAUUUUGGCAAUUCCAGCCGAUAUUUCAACAAUCCUAGAAUCCAAGGUCAGAAGAAAGUACAACCAGAAGAAAUUACAAGUGACCUCGAAUGUGCAAGAAGUGACGAUUCUGAAAAUUGUGAAAUAAACACUCAAAGUGAUAAAAAAAUUAUGAAAAACACUCACUCAAGUGCGAUAAGUGUACAUUCUGUAAAAAGUGCCCCAAGGGAAUCAAAUUUUGGUGACGAACUUAAAUCGUCAAGAUGUCAUAUUAUUAAUGAGGACAAUAGUGAUAUCAAAGUUGGUUGGAAACGUGGUAUUUUAUUACCAGAUACUAGUCUGAGGUUCCAUCAAAGUGGUAUGCAGUCAUUGCCUUAUGCAAUUUCAAGAACUGAUGCUGCAAGACGAUCAAAUUUAAAUGUUUCACAUACUUAUUUCAAUAGACCAAGAUGUGAAAAUGCACAGGAUUCAUCUUUUGGUUCUGACAGUGGUUAUAGUAAUCACACCCAAAGCUCGUACACACGAAAUAUCAAAUAA